AUGUUAAAAGAACAUACUAUCAACCAUAAGUCGAUCGAUCUAGAAAAGUUUAUUCCACAACGAGUGAUUUCCAAAGAUGUACCGGUGAAAAUAGAUGUGGCUGAAAUUGCUUGCAAAGUAUGUUCUACGGACGUAAGUAAUGUGGACGAGUUGAUCGCACAUAUCGUUUCCCAACACGACCAAGAAUACGACGGAUCGAACGGAGUGUGCGUUUUCCCGUUCGUCCUUAACAGGCAAUUGAUGCAGUGUGUUCUCUGCGAUGAUAAAUACGACAACUUUACGUGCAUUCUCGCCCACAUGUUCAAGAAGCAUAUCGAGCACAGAUACAUCUGUCAGAUUUGCGGCCUCAGCUUCAUCGAUCAAGUCAGACUGAAGAGGCACAUAAAUAAUAGUCAUAACGGGUACCGGUGUAAAAUAUGCGGGAAAUUAUUCGACGCUUUCCACAAAUUAGACAAACACAAGCAACGAAUACACGGGCAAGUGCGAUCACAUGGAUGCAGUUUAUGCAGUGCUACUUUUGCGAGUCCGUACCAAGUUAAGGUACAUAUGGGAAAAGUGCACAACGUCGAAAAAUAUAGGAUACAAUGUGAACACUGCCCAAAAAUCUGUACGACAAAAGGUGCGAUGCUCCUACACGUACAGUCUCUACACUCCGAUGCUAAAUACGAAUGUGAUCUCUGUGAAUAUAGAACCGGGAUCAAAUGGAUGCUAAAGUUACACAAACGGAGGCAUUUCGGAGAACCUAGAGGUGGUCAGAAAACUGCGAAACAGCUGAGCGUCAAUAUUAACCCACCAAUCAGCGAAGAAGAAACGAUUCCAAUUGCAGAAAUGAUCACGCAGCCCAAAUUGGCACUGACUUCGAAAGGAAGACUGAAAAUAAUGAGAAACAACGUGCUCCAAGUGCUGUUGAAGUCGACCGUGAUGCCGUUUCGAUGGCUUAAGAGCUCUUACAGAUGUUUCUAUUGCUAUGACAUUUUCCAAGAAUCUUCUGAACUGAAGGAUCAUCAACAGAUCCAUAUUGGGGAUAACCUUAAAGAGCAAGCGAUGAAUAAUUACUGGGAACAGGUUGUUUACAUUGAUAUUUCAAAUAUGGCGUGUAAAUUAUGCCCAGAGAAAAUAAACGACCUAUACGACUUAAUAGACCAUCUAGUAGACAAGCACGAUGUUGUAUACAACAAAGACAUUGGUGUGUGCAUGGUGGCGUUCAAGCUGGACAACUUCGCAGUGAACUGCCUGGCUUGUGGUGCAAGCUUCUACACAUUUGGACCACUUUUGCAUCACACCAACAAGGACCAUAAGGGCAUAUCGGCGAUCCUCUGCGAGGUUUGCGGACAAAACUUCAAAGAUGCAAACCUCUUGAGGUUGCAUGUUAAAACCGUUCACGAAAACACCGGGGUUCUGUGUCCCGAAUGCGGAGUUAAGUUUGAAACGCGCUCAAAGCUAAAAACCCAUCAAAAGAACCAGCACGAUUUGGACAAAAAAUACAAAUGUUUGGUGUGCACCCAGACGUUCCAGAGCCACUACAAGAGAUCCCGACAUAUGGCGGCCGAACAUAAGAACAAACAAGAAGUGAAGUGCCUGCACUGUCCGAAGACCUUCGUAUUUAGGAGUAUGAUGAUGACGCACUUGCGGGAUACGCAUCUGAAAGUGAGGAAUCAUGUUUGCGGCGUUUGUGGGUGGAAAGCGUUCAACAGUAACCGAUUGAAGAACCACAUGUAUAAACAUAGUGGGGAGAAGAACUUCAAGUGUGAGGCUUGUGACAAAGCGUUCACUACAAAGAAAAUCAUGAGAGCCCACUAUGCGAGAAUGCACAAAGUGGUCCAGCAGCAAGUGAUGCCGUAUGACAACCCUUACGCUGGCCAUCAGUGA
Messenger RNA from Parnassius apollo (apollo), 1869 nucleotides. The record is from the annotation of a GenBank genome assembly. NCBI's taxonomy places the organism in Eukaryota, Metazoa, Arthropoda, Insecta, Lepidoptera, Papilionidae.